Molecule: messenger RNA, 9975 nt
Organism: Heteronotia binoei (common prickly gecko)
Lineage: Eukaryota; Metazoa; Chordata; Lepidosauria; Squamata; Gekkonidae
Gene: RAB43
Product: RAB43, member RAS oncogene family
Exons: 3
Coding region: 149-793 (214 amino acids)
Biological process (GO): protein secretion; regulation of exocytosis
Molecular function (GO): GTP binding; GTPase activity
Source: RefSeq, a predicted model, not a curated record
UCUGGCAGGGCUGGGGAGGAUGCUGAGGCGGUCGCUGCAGCGGCCCAGACGGCAGGGAGGGGGGCUGCCGACUCAGCGCUAGGCCGGGCCGGGCGCUGUGGAGCUCCAAAGGGACCUGGAAGGGAGUAGCAGCCGCCGCCGCCGCGCCAUGCCCGGGCCCCCAGCAGCGCCCCCCGGGCCGGACCCGGAGGAGCGCUACGAUUUCCUCUUCAAGCUGGUGCUGAUCGGCGACGCCAGCGUGGGCAAGACGUGCCUGGUGCAGCGUUUCAAGACCGGGGCCUUUGCCGAGCGCCAGGGCAACACCAUCGGCGUGGACUUCACCAUGAAGAGCCUGGAGAUCCAGGGCAAGCGGGUCAAGUUGCAGAUCUGGGACACAGCUGGGCAGGAAAGGUUUCGGACCAUCACCCAGAGUUAUUACAGAAGCGCCAAUGGAGCUAUCCUAGCCUAUGACAUCAGCAAGAGGGGCUCAUUCCAGUCUAUUCCUCGCUGGAUCGAGGAUGUGAGAAAGUAUGCUGGCUCCAAUAUAGUUCAGUUACUAAUUGGAAACAAGUCUGACCUAAGUGACCUUCGGGAGGUUCAGCUAGAGGAAGCUCAGAGUCUGGCUGAACACUAUGAUAUCAUCUGUGCCAUAGAGACUUCUGCAAAGGACUCCAGCAACGUGGAGGAGGCGUUUGUGAAGAUGGCAACAGAGCUCAUGAUGAGGCACGGAGGCCCCAUGUUCAGUGAGCAAAACACAGACAGCAUCAAACUUGACAGCAAGGAUGUAGUAGAAGGAUGGGGGUGUGGCUGCUGAUACAGUUUAUGACAGCUGUCAUUUUUUAAACUGGAAUUUAGAGGGUACCCUUCUUUCACACACAAAGCAAACUCCUCCGUGCUGCAUAAUACAACAGCAGUAUCCUCUUCUGCAAGCCCACUGCUUUUGUAGGUUAGACAUUUAAUAUAUGCAGGAUAUUUUUUUAAAUAUGAAGUGACUUCGUUAUACAGGCCUGAAAACCAACCCUCCAUGAUCAUUUCCCUCCAUCACCAGAGUCUUGUCAGAGAAAUGUGAGCCGUUUGAAAGUGAGUUGGCUAGGGGGAAGCAGAUGGGAUUUAUUUGUUGAAAAUGUCUGAACAACCAAUUGCUGUCUUACCAUUGUUGAAGUUGUACAGCCCUUUCUUGUCUUCUCUGUGGAGAUGCCACUUCUGUUUUUAGGCCAGUGAGAGUUGCCACUGCCUCUGUAAAUUCUCAACAUUCCACCAGGAAUCAGAAACUACACAGGGUCACAGAGUUUCUCUGCACGGGUGUUUCAAGUAUCAAAUACUUGAAUGUUUUUAAUACAGGUCAAAGGAGCUGACAUUCCCCCAAAAUGAGGAGCCUCCAUAGAAAUUAUAUUUUCCUAGACAUAAAAGUGCCACAGUUGGGGUGGGGGUACCUAAUUCCACUGGAGAACACUCUGCUGGGCAGAUUUUUCCCUGAUGUUUUUCAAAUGAGUAGACUGAUCCAUUUUAUAUCCACCUCUGUACAUUUGGUCCUAAAUGCAUUUCAUUGCAUUUAAGUCCCAUUUAUUUAAGUAAUACAUUCUUGGGAUAAAUGUCUGUGAAAUUCAUUGAACUCUUUUCUAAGUAAAUAGCUUUUAGGCUGUUAAACAUGUCCAUCAUUGCUUGUGCAAUCCUUUGACGAUGAUGUAAAUUUUAAUCCCCAACUCAAAAUUCACAUCCAGAAUAAUGAGAAAGAAGAUCACUUGAAAAACCUUUUAAAGCCAUCAGCUACUUUAAUUGCUUGAAUACAUUCAACCAGUUCAUCAGCUACUUGUGGUUUCACAUGCUGAGCAUGAAUGUUGUUGCUUGGCUGUUUUCUGUGUAGGAUGUAAUUUUGUGAAACAUGGGCCUUCAGGUAAUUUCAAACAACACACCAUCAUCUGUUAUUUGGUCUCUGCGGAGCAGUUUUGUUUAGAAGUUGCUUUUAGAUAAAUGGUGUCGAAGCUGCUGUGUAGCUAGGUGUGGACUAUAUUGCUGACUUUUCCUAUAUGAAUGAAUCACCUGUCUUUCAUAUAGUAAUUGUUUGCCUCAGCCUGCAUCACAAAUUGCCUCAUUAAUUCCUCAAAUGAGGCAGAUUUUCUGAUUUGUGAAAGGACAAAUUUGUAUUACUUAACACAUCCCUGCCUUCACUUCCAGAAUCCUACUCAAAUCUGUGGGGCUUUAAACCACCUCACCACCCCCAGGAAAGUGUUCUUCGGAUUGUAUUGUGCAAAAGUCUUCAGUUUGUUCAUCAGAUCAGCUGGGCAGAAUUUGACCAAGGAGCCUUCUCCCAACAGCAGAGCCAUUUACAUUGGAGGAAGGUUUCAACCUUGGCUUGGCAGAGUGGGAGAAUAAGGGUAGGAACCUCCUGGCUGUUUGUGCUCAGCAUAUUUAACUUGAACAAUCUUGGCAGAUGUUUGAGGUUAAAUUUAUGUCUGAAACUUAAAAUGCAGGUGUUGGUCACAGUCAGUUUCUGUCUCUGAGCACCUGAAAUGUAGGAAAAGAAGACAGAAUAGAAUAGAAUUUCAGUGAAUCCACAUCAAGGGUCAGUAGAAGUGGCUACCUCAAUAGUCCAGGCUUCCCCAGCCACAUUAUCUCUGGCUUAGAUGGAUUUAGGUUCAACCAACUCUCACCUAGCCAUUCCACAACAGGAGGCCAAGACCAGCUGGUCACUCUUCAAAUGAUCCGUAGAGCUGGGUAUCAUCUGCAUAUUGAUAGCUCCCCACUCCAAACCUCCUGACUAUCUCAGCUGGAGGGUGCAUGUAGAUGUUAAAUAACAUUGGGAAGAGAACUCCACAAGUUAGGGCCUUCAGUGAUGACCUCUCUCCACCCACAAUUGCCCUUUGGGACUGACCCUGGAAGAAAGAGGAGAACCAGCUCAAGGCCGUACCCCUCACCCCCUUCCAUGGAGGCUAGGCAGAUGAUCAGAACCUAGUGGUCUACUGUGUCCAAGGCAGCUUGUCAACCAGGGUGACCAGGGCUGUCUCAACCCAAACCCCAGCUGGAAGCUGGAUUGGGAGGGAUCUAGGGCACAUGUCUCAUCCAGGAAUUUCUGCUUGUAUUUUAAAAUAGGGUCUUUAAUUCAGGUUCUAUAAAGGCAAAAAGUAAAAGGGGCCUUAAUUUCAAGUAGAUAGAUCCCAGUAGGUAGCUGUGUUGAUCUGAAGCAAUAGAACAAAGCAGUAGACAAGUGCACCUUUAAGACCAACUAAGUUUUAUUCGGAAUGUAAGCUUUCUGAUGAAGUCUGCUUAACAGCAUACGAAAGCUUACAUUCUGAAUAAAACUUAGUUAGUCUUAAAGGUGCACUUGUCUACUGCUUUGCCUUAAUUUCAAGUUAGGGUUGUUUUUACAACUGUGUUAUGCUUGGAAACACAGGAGAAGGUGUGAUUAAGAGAUGUUGUUUUUAAGUAACAUUUUGUAUCAGGCUGUUUCUGGUCUUCCUUAGCCAAAGCACCGAUUGACUACCAGGCUGUCAUCAUCCUUGGCUGUGAAAUGCUUGGACUGUAAAUGCUACUUCACAGGCGCUGCCAUCACAAAGGAGUGGAAGCUGCUUCCUAGUCCGCCCAUCAGUUCUAGUUCAAAUCCUAGGCUGCUUUGCUUGUGCAGGAAACUUUCUCAUUAGAACCAUGCUUUGUUCAGAGCUAUGAGCUGUAAGGGUCUGCUUCAGUUAUCUGUGUAGAGCCAUUUUGAUUUUGGUGCAUCAUAUAGAAAAUGAUGUUGUGAGUGCCUGUUUGGGGAUGAUACUGUCGAUUGUGCUACCUGUUUAGUAUUGCUAAGGUUUGUGUAAGCAGAAUUAAAAGUGUGAUAGCAGGAUUGGAGUCACACUUUUUACACAUGCAGCCACACACACACAAAGUCCUCCUUACUUUUGUCAGGUACCCACUUUCAGGCUGCCUAACGUCAAGUUCUUCUGGGAAGGUUCUAUUUUCAACAGUUGGAGAUCAUGAAGUAGUUCCAUCAGCUGCCUGGCAAUUUUGUUGCUGUGUUCCCGUUCUUCUGAAGAGGAAAUACCAGUUGGUAUGGUUGCUACUGUAGUUUCCAAACUAACAUCUUCAGACUCCAGGGAACCUGAAGUUUCUUUGGAUCUCUUCCAUGGUAUUCUUGUGCUGGCAUUUAAAAAAGAAAUCCUAGGAAUUGCCUAUAUUUUUCUGGAAUUAAUCCUUUGCUUUAAAUUCAUGCCUAUUUUAAAACGAGCCUGUUCACACUGUAUAAACUGCUGCAGUUCCUAUUGUGAUGUGGCUUAAUUAGGAAAAAGCAGUAUAAUGUUAGAGCUUUAUCCAAGUUCUGUUUCAAUGAAAGCCCUCAUAGUCCUUGUUGAAUGGGGCUGAUUUUCACUACAAGGUUUAGGAUUUUCUCCAGGCCAUUUAGAGAUCAUAUGGGGGUUCAUAAAACUUUUGUGACAUCUGCUGCUAACCUAGACAGAUUUGAGAUCAGACAAGCAGAGACCAAUGCCAACCAAUUUUGUUUUCUCCCUUUGACCAAUCUAGUGAAUUUUUUUUUGUGUGGAUGUUUGGUAAAAGUAUAUGAACUGUGAGUUGCUUAGGCCAAGAAAAAUGCCAGCUGCUGAAACCACCUAUGUCUGUGACACGUGUCUUUGGAGGUAUUUUAGAGUAAAAUGAUGGUGAUAAGGUUGCAGCUGAGGAGUGUCCCCAGUGGGGAACGUAUAGCUGUGUGCUUGGUUGGAGCAGAGGCUCCCUUCCAAGAACACUGUGAUUUGGACUUCAGCCUGAUGCCUUACAAGGUGAUGAUGGAGAUAGUAAUAACAAGUACAUGGGGGCUGGUGACUAUGACUGGGCCUGUCAUGUGACUGGAUAGGAGGAAAUGGCUAGAUAUUUGUAUGCAGAAAAAGUACUGUGCAAGUGUGUACCUCCUGCAGUGGCAUGCAAUGCUUAUAGCCCUUGGGUCUCACCUGGGGAAGGAGUCAGAAUGUGCCACAGAAUGAAGGUGUGGGUCUGUAUCACAUUGGGCUUAGGUAGAUCUUUCGUUUCUAAAACGGGAACUUGGCAAGAAAAUGUUGGGGAGGGGAAUUUUAUCACUGGAAAGAAAUUCAAUGUUUAAAUUUUCUCUCAGUCUUCGUAAUAGGUUUCCCAGAAAUGCAGGAAAGCUUGUUAUAAUCUAAGAGGGUGUUCAUCUCUUGAAUGAACUUUCCCUCAUGAAGAUCUAAAAAUCAUCAUGCAGCUGAAAGGCUGGAAAACAUGGAUUUAUUUGUAACAAAGAAAUCACAUUUCUGAUCAUCUCUUUCCCUUUCUUCACCUCAGGGCUGGUUCAUGCAAGCCUUUGAUGUUGCAGUAAUGUGGAUAUCUGUUGCGAAUUGAUGGUUGAAAUGGCAGCAGAGCAACCAGUAAGUUGCUUUGCUUCUUCAUGGCCAGAUCAUUAGCUUAUUGGGAGCUGACCCCCUGCCAUGUGUAGUUGUGGAGGCUGCCUAGUCUAGUUAGGCAUUAUUAAAAUAUAUUGAGGCCACAGUCCUGUGUAUUACUUGGGAAUAAGUCCCACUGAACUCAGUGAGGCUUGCUUCUGAGUAGACUUGCUGAAAAUUGCAUUGCUUGUGUUCAGCUUUUUUUUUCACAGUACUGUAAAAGUGUAGUUCAUUUAAAAUAAUAAAUUUGUUUUUAUCAUUACGGUUAGAUCAGAAUUCAGCACAUUUGUAUGGCCUGUAGGAAUACCAAAGACACGCAAAGUAGAAGAGUAGGACUGAUACAUCUGACUUUGUCAAGUACAGAACUUAGGCUCAAUAGGAAAAGUUUCAAAUAUACCAAUGAAAGCAUAUGACAUACAUCAGAUUGUGAUGAUGAUAUUGGAUGAUGAAUUGUAUGGAAAACCAUUCUCAGACUUAGAGGCACUUCAAACAUGCUAGACUUCAUUUAGAAGAAGCACAUUUUGUGGUGUAUAGUAUGCACAAGAAGCAUAUUUAUGGCACAGAAACCUUUGCUCUUAGAAUACAUUCUCCUGUCCAAAAUAGAUUGCAUUGUGUUUUACCCUUUAAAAUAGGGUACUUUUUGUACCAGAGGUUUUUUUAAAAAAGAAAAAAGAAAUACACAUUGCCCUUAAGAUUGGGUUCUAGUUAUGUCCAAAUUAAUUUGGUUGUUUUGUAGUGUAAAUGUGCAGUGAUGCACAUGAAGUGAGUGAUUUAGUAGCAUGUGACUGGUGUUUAUGGCAUAAGCAUUAGCAAACUGUUUCCUGGUAGCUGAACAUUAACUAGACUGAAGGACUUCUUAGAGUUUUAGAUAGAGUUCUGUUCAUAGCAGGCAUUGCUCAGCCUUAAACGAAUGUUUAUUCGGAAUAGUAAUUGUUUGUGUUUCAGAAUUUCCAGUUUAAGGCUAUAUGUCAUAGAAAAUGUAAAAAGAACUAUUUCCUUACUGGCAUACAAGAUCAAAUCUAGUCUUUGUGAUAAAGCAAAGAAAAUACAGCCUCUAAAUACUUACUGAUUUCCCAGCUGUUAUGUGGAGAGUAAUUAUCCACCUGGAUCUAUCCACACAAAUAUUAUUUUUAAAAUAGCAUAGCAUCUUGCAUUUUUUGUUUUAUGAUAGCCAGCCUAUGAAUCUCUGGCAAAGUUCAUCAUGAUGUAUAGUCUAUGCAAAUAUUUGUUAGUGCUCAAUGUCUAUUUAGCACAGUGCCUUUCCUCUUUGUUUUAUAUAAAACUUUAAAGGAACAACAUAACAGGUAAAAUUGGAAAAAUAUAGACAUGGACACCUAUUAUGUUGCUCUGGAUAUUGGCACAGUACUAUAUUGGAUGUUUGUGGAAAGAAAAAUGGAAAGAAUUCUGCAAGUUACAUCUAAGUUUGGGGAAGCCCUGCCUAAAUUGAAAGCCAGAAGUUCCUGCCUUUCCCAAAGGAAGACUUCGCCCUUUGCUUCUACCCCAUCUGGCUUUUUUGUUAAUGUGCAAAGCCAAUCAACUCUUUGCUAUAAAGCCAGGUGUUUUGGGUAUUGUGGCAUGUCUCUCCGCUGCUGUUCUGCUGGCUUUGAAAUCUUUCAAGCUUGGCACUGCAGGAGCAGAAGCAGUUUCCUGCCUCUCUUGCCUCUGUGUGUGUUUUCCUUUCCUUCUUCCUGCACCACCCAAUCUUUGUUGGCCCUGUGCAGGGCUUCUGGUUUCUGGUGGCAGCAUCAGAAUACACUGAUUGGGUGGCUGCAGUUUCUGAGUUAUUCAGAUGGGCAGAAGUGAAAAAAAAUCUAGAAUGUGAAGAACAGAGUAGUAGGAAAUUAUGCCAAAUAUGGAUGAGGGUUGAGUGGAUAGUAACGUAUGUUGAUGUAACUUCUGGACAAAUUAUAGGAUUAGUUCCACAUGAUUGAGGAGUAAGCAAUCUACCUCACUGCAUUGCAACCCUAGGUUCUAUUAAUUUGUACAGCUAGUGAGGCAUUCUACAGAGGAUAGUACUUACUGGGACAAUCUAGAAUGCUUAGAUAUUAUGGACACUGAAAAUGUUUAUGUGGUUAUUUUAGCUUCUCUGAUUUGUAGGUCAAGGCAAACUGCUAGAAUGGUUCACAUGGAUGCUACUAUAUUGAUACUACUCAAAGACCUCUUAUUAAGGCACAAAUAAGAUUUCAACAUGCAGAAUUUUAUGUUAUUUGUAUUGUGUUAAGCAAACAAUAGCAUGUUUUCCCUCUGAGACACUACCUCCUCACCUUUCCUUUCGCAACAGAAGAAAACUCCACUGCCUCUUGUUAAGUUCUGCAAUUUUUGGAUUCCUGCUGGACAAUUAAUGAACAGCACUCCCUGAGUGAGGCUGUGUAGCACCAAGCCCUCAAAAGAGGUCUGCUUUAAGCAGCAACCAGCUGUGCACUGAUCAGUCUGGUGAGUUAGGAACCACAUGGACAGAUCAGUAUUCCAGUGCAUCUGUGUUAUGAUGAGUAUCCUCUAAUGCCUGUCCCUGUUCAGCUAAAGUGUCAAUAGGAAUGGAACUCUGCCGUCUUGGGCACUGGUACAUGCUCCUAUUUCUGGAUCUGAAUAUUGCUGUGUACUCAGAAUUGUGAAUGUGUGGGACAUUAAGACCUUAAAACUCCCAUACAAAAUGGUGUUGUUAAAAUUUGGAGAAACACUGGAAAACAUAAGUCUCAAAAUUCAGGACAGCUGUUUCAUGCACUAAAGAAGAUGUUUUUAUUACAAGAAACUGCCUUGAAAAUGAAAGGCAUAAGUGAAACAGAUCUGGACUUCCUGUUGUGCAACAAAUGUAUAAAUAAUCUAAAAAUGGAGACCCUAGUCCAGAGAAACAGUAGUGCACAAGGCAACAGUCCAGUACACACUUUAGUGUCAGUCCUAGUGAAAUCACUGGUGCUUCCAAAAUCAGAUUAAAAUCAUUGGGACAAAUUAGUCAAUAGCAGUAGUGGGUGAACUCCCUGUGGCUCAAAUAUUAACCACCUCACUAGUUAACACAGAAUUUGUAAACAGUUAACAAAGAUGGCUUUCUUUUAAGAGAUUUAAAUUGUUUCUUGUUUGCAUGUACUUCUGCUUGGGAAUUGGCGUGUAGGUGCAGGGUGAGCAUAAGAGUAUUGCCUAGGCAUCAACAUGAUGCUCCCUUUUCUCUUCCUACUGUACAUCACCGCAGCAGCAUACCCAUGUUACCAGCAUUAUUAUGGGGGAUGGGGAGGCAAUAGUAGCACAGGCAGCUACUCUGGUUGUUAAAUUUGCAAACUGUUCAUGUUAGUUACAGUAUGAUCAAUUAUGGGAUCAUAGUGAUCAAUUUCUGUGUGCUAAGAGAGGUUACCAGUCUCAGUUACAGAAUCUGACAAAGGCAGAGGUGUGGCACAAAAGUGGCACAUAGAUUCAAAAUACUUCCAUUUAAAAAUGAAGUAAGUUCAAGGCACAAGGGCUUAACUUGAGAUAAAGUAUUACACUCGGGCAUUUUAGCCAAUUGUCGCAACUUUGUGAUACCACUUGUGACAGCUACCUUAAGUUCCAGAUAUUGUAGCGGACCUUGUGUGUGACUUACUUUUGAGUGGAUUACAUACUUAAGUAUAUCAGCAAAUAUUUUGAUGAUAAUAGGUCAGCACAUAUAGCACCCCUAGUUCAGUUUACAUUAAAUGAUUUAAUUGUAUGUUGCUUAGCUCAUCCUUUGUUUGGCUGUUUGACCAUUUCUGCCAUUUGUCUACCCUCCCCUUCUUUACAUCCAUUAGGGGAAAAGAUAUGCAAACACAUUGACAUGAAUUUGACAAGUGCAGGAUUACUCCCAUGACUCAGAUGUGAACCUGUAUUGCAAUACAAUCCAUUGCUUUUAGUGAAAAGGCCUUAGUCUGGCCUGUAGGACACAGCCUGAAAGUGUAAUUUGAAAGUUCAACAAUGUUAGAGACUCCAUCAGGUGGGGAUGCAGGGCUGUGCUUGCUAGCAGAGGCUGGGAUCUAACAGAGCUAGUGUCUUGGGCAUUAUUUUUUAAAUGGGGCUGUUACUUUCAAAGAAAUCAAUAGUGUUGAAUGCUGGUUCGGUCUUUGGAGGUUCCUCAUGUACUGUGUUGUCAGUGGCAUUUCCUGCUCUGAAAUAGUGCCUCGCUUAUUGAUAAUGGGUGAGUAGAAAAUCUUGUGUCCCAGGGACACACAGUUUCCACUAGCUGCAAUGAGAAAGCCUGGCUCAAAUACUUAGUGGGGAGAGAGCUCUAAUUCAUAUUGAAUUCACUCACUUCAUUCCAAAAGGACUUAAGGCUUUGAAGAACUCCAGUGUUACUGAAGUGUUCUGCGUUUUCUAGAACUGUUUUAUUGCUUCUAAUAAUCAAGGCUUCUGGGAACAGGCACAGAGCACAUCUUUCUGAUCACUGGCAACUGUCUUGCUUUUCCAAGCCAAGUGUUUACCGGAAAAGGUUAAAUGCAAGAUUUCAAGGGAACAAAGCUUGCAUAUAAUAGUCAAUUUUGAUAUUUUACUGUCGCCUAUUUAUGAAUUUAUUAAAAAAAUUAUUUUUAAAAACUAUGAAACCUACGUUUUUUGUAAAUUUUAGCCGUCUGUAGCAAAUACAUUGUAUUGUGUAUUAUUAAAAUUAAAAGGAGCAUUUGUCUAUUAA